Orycteropus afer afer is the source of this 1563-nucleotide messenger RNA. The record is from RefSeq and is a predicted model, not a curated record. Lineage: Eukaryota; Metazoa; Chordata; Mammalia; Tubulidentata; Orycteropodidae.
AUGGAUGUGACCAUCCCUUCCAGCGGCUCGCAGAGAUCCCAGGGCCGAAGAAAGAGAAUGGUUUUGAGCCAAAACCAGCUCCGUGUCCUGCAAGCAUCGUUUGAACAGAACCCCUACCUGGGUAUAACAACCAGAGAAGAACUGGCCCAAGAGAUUGGCAUUGAAGAGUCGAGGGUCCAGGUUUGGUUCCAGAACCACAGAAGAAGACACCUGAGGAAGAGCCGGCCGGCCUCUGCGGCUGCCUCAGCAUCAGCGGCUGGGGAGCAGCUUCCCCCUCGGUGUCCAGGAAGAGUCCCCAAGGCGGCCAGACGGAAGCGGACAUCCAUCAGCAGAUGGCAAGCCAGUGUGCUGGUGGAGGCCUUCCAGGAGAACCGGUGGCCAGGGAUCCAGACCAGAGAGGAACUGGCUCGACAAACAGGCAUCCCUGGGUCACGAAUCCACAGCUGGUUUCAGAACCGAAGAGCUUGCCAGGCGAAGGACAGGAUACCCAGGGAUUGCGGGGCCAGCAGCUCCCCUCAGAGGCCUGAGGUGAAUUGCAAGGACUGUGGGGCUUUUGGACACACGGCAAGAAGCAAGACGUGCCCCAUGAAGUGCUGGGGUAGGGCUGUUGUACCCCAAGCCUUAGGCUCAAAUAAGAAGGAGAACGUGGAGCCAAGGAAGCCCCAGGGACCCCAGGCCCCAGGCCUCUUUAAGAAGAUGGAAAGGGAGAAGGCACAAGGACAAAGGGCCAAGGAGACUGUCAAGAUGGCAAGCAACAUGCUGGCACGGCAGGAUCGGGUGGCCGAGACUCUUGUCAGAAAGAAACACAGGCAGCAGGCAGUGGAUUCCUUCAUUAAUCGAAUUGAGCAAAAGCAUGGCCAUGGCUCCGAGGAUAGCCUGCCAGACAUCCCCUCCUCCCAGGCAGACUGCAAUGGUGACCAGUGUGAGGUGCAGCUGGUGGAGUCUGGGGGAGGCCUGAGUCAGCCUGGGGCGUCUCUGAGACUCUCCUGUGCAGCCUCUGGGUUCACCUUCAGUGACUACAGGGUGGCCUGGGUCCGCCAGGCUCCAGGGAAAGGCCUGAAAGACAACGACAAGAACACACUGUACCUGCACAUGAACAGUCUGGAAGUGGAGGACACAGGCGUGUAUUACUGUGCAAGUGACACAACGAGUCCCUUGGAGUCUGCGCUGGGAUGGGUUUUCCUUGUUGCUGUUUUCAAAGGUGUCCAGUGUGAGGUGCAGCUGGUGGUGUCCGGGGGAGGCCUGAGUCAGCCUGGGGGGUCCCUGAGACUCUCCUGUGCAGCCUCUGGAUUCACCUUCAGCAGUUAUGCCAUGAUCUGGGUCCGCCAGGCUCCAGGGAAGGGCCUGCAGUGGGUCGCAGUUAUCAGUAGUGACGGUAGUUACAUAUACUACGCAGACUCCGUGAAGGGCCACUUCACCAUCUCCAGAGACAACGCCAAGAACACGCUGGAUCUGCAAAUGAACAGUCUGAAAGUCGAGGACGCGGCCCUGUAUUACUGUGUGAGAGGCACAGUGAGGGGAAGUCAGUGUGAGCCUAGACAAAAACCUCCCCUGCAGGGAUAA